Messenger RNA from Symbiodinium natans, 699 nucleotides. The record is from the annotation of a GenBank genome assembly. Lineage: Eukaryota; Dinophyceae; Suessiales; Symbiodiniaceae.
AUGCUGGUAAGUUUUUACCAGGAGAGCCGUGGAUUAACAGUGCACUUGAACACCCAAAGCUGGAAUGACCAGCAGCAGUGGAUCUUCCAGGUUCGCGUGACACUCACGAACAUCUUUGUCCUGGGCGACCUACGGGAUGUCUCGCCCACUAUGCAUUGCGUUACCCACUGUGCGUUACAUGAUGGCCUAGCUGUGGCAAGCGAUCUCUACAACGCAAGACCUGACAUGGCAUUUCACCGAGCAACCAGGCUAGACAGGGUUACCCGUUUCUUAUUGGCCUGUGAGAGGAAGGACUACGACAAGCUCAAGCCUGGACUCGACAAGUUCAAUGCGAUUCACUGUCCUGGCUUCGAGCCCGUCAUGGAGAUCAAAGAUUUGCAAAAGCAGUUGGACAAAGGUGGUUAUGUCGAUAUGAGGAGGCUGCUCGCAGAGAAUGCUGAGCCGAAGGAGAAGCUCACGCAACAGGCCCAAAAAGAUCCAAUCGAAGAUGUUGCCGAUGCCAAGGACCACCAACUAGAAUCCGAGCUCAGCCUGGCAGCAACAAUGGUCGAAGAUCUCACAGCGAAGAAUGCGAAGCAUCGCGAGGACGUCAAGGAUCUCGCAGCCAUUCGAUGUCAGAAGUGCCAGGCGAAGAUACGGAUUGUUCUAUGUACAGACAUCAUGAUGGUUGUGGUGUGCAAGUGUGACUCGAAGUUGUAG